Molecule: messenger RNA, 2334 nt
Organism: Apiotrichum porosum
Lineage: Eukaryota; Fungi; Basidiomycota; Tremellomycetes; Trichosporonales; Trichosporonaceae
Exons: 3
Coding region: 1-2334 (777 amino acids)
Biological process (GO): carbohydrate metabolic process
Molecular function (GO): carbohydrate binding; hydrolase activity, hydrolyzing O-glycosyl compounds
Source: RefSeq, a predicted model, not a curated record
AUGAAGUUCACCGACGGACUCUGGCGCCGCCCUACGGGUGUCAACUUUAUCGGCGGUGUCGAGGUUGUCGAGGUGCUCCAGGCCAACGAGCAGGGCCUCGAGUUCAUCGUCGCUCCCCGUCACGUCGCCACCCGUGGUGACACCCUUAACAGCCCCCUGCUGACUGUCAACAUCUCGUCGCCUGCCAACGAUGUCCUCAAGGUCCGCAUUGACCACCACAUUGGUAUCCGCGAGCGUGGCCCCCACUACGAGCUCUACCCCGACGGUGCUCCUGCUGCCCCCAAGACCUCGGUCUCAAAGGACAAGGCCGACCACCUCGGUUUCACCUCUGGCUCGCUGAGCGUCGACGUCAACACUGCGGCCUACUCGUACGGCCUUACCUUCAGUGACGCGACCUCUGGAACCGACGAGUUCCUGUGUGCUUCCCACCCCAAGGGCCAGGGUGUCGCCGAUGUCCCCUGGCACCUUACCCUCGGCUCGCAGAGCCAGUCGAGCUGCAUGGCCACUCUGGCCGAGACCAUGGUUCGUCGCGACCACACCGCCCACGAUGUCACCCGCCAGCAGGCCCUUGUCCGCUACAUGCUGAGCGAGGUCACCUUGUCUGUCGGCGAGACCAUCUACGGUCUUGGUGAGCGCUUUGGCCCCUUCGUCAAGAACGGCCAGGUUGUCGGUAUCUGGAACCAGGACGGUGGUACCUCGUCCGAGCAGACGUACAAGAACGUUCCCUUCUACCUGUCGUCCAAGGGCUACGGUAUGUUUGUCAACCACACCGAGGAGGUCGAGUUUGAGGUUGGCCGCGAGAAGUGCUCCAAGAUUGGUGUCUCGGUGAAGGGCGAGCGCCUCGAGUACUUUAUCAUUGGUGGUGGCUCGAUGAAGGCCGCUCUUGCCAACUACGUCCGCCUCACGGGCCAGCCUGCCCUCCCCCCGGCCUGGACGUACGGCCUGUACCUGUCCACCUCGUUCACCACCUCGUACGACCAGAACACUGUGUCGGGCUUCCUCAAGCAGAUGAAGGAGCGCAAGUGCCCCGUCCGCGUCCUGCACCUCGACUGCUUCUGGAUGAAGCGCUACGACUGGUGCUCGUUUGACUUUGACCCCGAGUGCUUCCCCGACCCGGCCAAGUACCUCGCCGACGUCAAGAAGGAGUACGGCGUCAAGGUCUGCGUCUGGAUCAACCCCUACAUUGCCCAGCGCGCGUCCAUCUUCAAGGAGGGUGUUGAGAACGGCUACUUUAUCAAGCGCACCAACGGCGACGUCUGGCAGUGGGACGAGUGGCAGCCUGGCAUGGCCGUGGUUGACUUUACCAACCCCGCCGCCUGGAAGUGGUACGCUGGUCUCGUUACCAAGCUCCUCAAGAUGGGUGUCGACACUGUCAAGACCGACUUUGGAGAGCGUAUCCCCUUUGUCGACGUCCAGUACCACGACGGCUCGGACCCUUACAAGGCCCACAACUUUUACGCCCACCUCUACAACAAGUGUGUCUUUGAGACUGUGCAGAACUUUUACGGCAAGCACGAGGCCGCCCUCUUCGCGCGCUCGGCCACUGCCGGUGGCCAGCGCUUCCCCGUCCACUGGGGCGGUGACUGCGAGUCGACCUACGAGGCCAUGGCCGAGACCCUGCGCGGCGGUCUGUCGCUCGCGGCGUCCGGCUUUGCCUUCUGGUCGCACGACAUUGGAGGCUUUGAGGGUCUCCCCGACCCGGCCCUCUUCUGCCGUUGGGUCGCGUUUGGCCUCUUCUCGUCGCACUCGCGUCUGCACGGCUCCAACUCGUACCGUGUCCCGUGGAACUAUGGCGAGGAGGCCGUCACCGUCACUGCCAAGAUGGUGCGCGAGAAGCUCCGUCUCAUGCCCUACAUCUACGGCCAGUCGGUCAAGGCCCACGAGGAGGGUCUGCCGCUCAUGCGCGCCAUGAUCCUCGAGUUCCCCGAGGACCCCACCUCGGCCCACCUCGACCGCCAGUACAUGUUCGGCGACUCGCUGCUUGUCGCGCCCGUCUUCCACGGCUCCAAGGCGUCCUUCUACAUCCCCGCCGGCAAGUGGACCUGCUACUGGACCGGCGAGGUCAUCGAGGGCCCCAAGUACGUCACCAAGACCGACUACCCGCUCGACCUCAUCCCGGUCUUUGUCCGCCCCAACACGGCCCUCCUCGUGGGUCCCGAGGACGUCUCGGUCCCCGACUACGAGUACGCCACCGUCGGCCUCGAGCUGCGCACGUACCAGCUCGAGACCGACGUCGAGGUCAAGGUCCCCACGGGCACGGGCCCCAACUGGGCCGGCGUCGUCAAGGUCGCCGCCGACGGCAAGGCCAGCGCGUCGGGCGUCAAGCUUCUCUAA